UGUGUGUCUGCGUGUGAGAGAGCGAGCGAGCGUGUAUGUUCUCAUUAGGGGACGAUCUAUGAUUUGACAGCCUCACUGCUGCUGCUCCUGCUGCUGCUUCUGCUUCUGCUGCGGCUGUAUGGUUUGUCAUUAGUUGGAAAGGGCUGUGAGGGUUUGGAGAAACUGCAGUUUUAAAGACUGAGCACUGCUAAGUGGUCUCCCUCUCAAAUAGAGUAGACAAGAUUUUCUGCAAGAUUAGAAACUUGGAACUAUUACCACUUCAUCUACCCAGAAAAUCAAGCAGCGCUACAGAGGAUAAGGGGGAUGGAACUGCUGCAAUAAAGGUGGGCGCUGGAAAGAAGAUGUUUUGAGAAGUCAGUGUUUCCGAGAAACUUUAAGCCUCUAAAGAUGGAAAACGAGACAGUCAGUGAACUGAACCAAACACAGCUUCAGCCACGAGCAGUGGUGGCCUUAGAAUACCAGGUGGUCACCAUCUUACUUGUGCUCAUUAUUUGUGGCCUGGGCAUUGUAGGCAACAUCAUGGUAGUCCUGGUUGUCAUGAGAACCAAGCACAUGAGGACCCCCACAAACUGCUACCUGGUGAGCCUGGCAGUAGCUGAUCUCAUGGUCUUGGUGGCCGCAGGCCUCCCCAACAUAACAGACAGUAUCUACGGUUCCUGGGUCUAUGGCUAUGUUGGAUGCCUCUGCAUUACUUACCUCCAGUAUUUGGGAAUUAAUGCAUCCUCUUGUUCAAUAACAGCCUUUACCAUUGAGAGGUACAUAGCAAUCUGUCACCCCAUCAAAGCCCAGUUUCUCUGCACAUUUUCCAGAGCCAAAAAGAUUAUCAUCUUUGUCUGGGCUUUCACAUCUCUUUACUGUAUGCUCUGGUUCUUCUUGCUGGAUCUCAAUAUUAGCACCUACAAAGAUGCUAUUGUGAUAUCCUGUGGCUACAAGAUCUCCAGGAAUUACUACUCACCUAUUUACCUAAUGGACUUUGGUGUCUUUUAUGUUGUGCCAAUGAUCCUGGCUACCGUCCUCUAUGGAUUCAUAGCUAGAAUCCUUUUCUUAAAUCCCAUUCCUUCAGAUCCUAAAGAAAACUCUAAGACAUGGAAAAAUGACUCAACCCAUCAGAACACAAAUUUGAAUGUAAAUACUUCUAAUAGAUGUUUCAACAGCACAGUAUCUUCAAGGAAGCAGGUCACCAAGAUGCUGGCAGUGGUUGUAAUUCUGUUUGCCCUUUUAUGGAUGCCCUACAGGACUCUGGUGGUUGUCAACUCAUUUCUCUCCAGUCCUUUCCAAGAAAAUUGGUUUUUGCUCUUUUGCAGAAUUUGCAUUUAUCUCAACAGUGCCAUCAACCCGGUGGUUUACAAUCUCAUGUCCCAGAAAUUCCGUGCAGCCUUCAGAAAGCUCUGCAACUGCAAGCAGAAGCCAACAGAGAAACCUGCUAACUACAGUGUGGCCCUAAAUUACAGCGUCAUCAAGGAGUCAGACCAUUUCAGCACAGAGCUUGAUGAUAUCACUGUCACUGACACUUACCUGUCUGCCACAAAAGUGUCUUUUGAUGACACCUGCUUGGCUUCUGAGGUAUCCUUUAGCCAAAGUUGA
This is a messenger RNA of Pan troglodytes (chimpanzee), 1584 nucleotides long. RefSeq names its product thyrotropin releasing hormone receptor (gene TRHR). The record is from RefSeq and is a predicted model, not a curated record. Gene Ontology annotation, cellular component: membrane. Gene Ontology annotation, biological process: phospholipase C-activating G protein-coupled receptor signaling pathway. Gene Ontology annotation, molecular function: thyrotropin-releasing hormone receptor activity. The transcript has 3 exons. NCBI's taxonomy places the organism in Eukaryota, Metazoa, Chordata, Mammalia, Primates, Hominidae. Bases 388 to 1584 code for a protein of 398 amino acids.